Molecule: messenger RNA, 730 nt
Organism: Lycium ferocissimum
Lineage: Eukaryota; Viridiplantae; Streptophyta; Magnoliopsida; Solanales; Solanaceae
Product: peroxiredoxin-2B
Exons: 3
Coding region: 81-569 (162 amino acids)
Biological process (GO): cell redox homeostasis; cellular response to oxidative stress; hydrogen peroxide catabolic process
Cellular component (GO): cytoplasm
Molecular function (GO): thioredoxin peroxidase activity
Source: RefSeq, a predicted model, not a curated record
AUGUAAAUACCCUUUUCCUCCCCAACAUAUACAUCUGUCAUCGCUACCCUCACUCUCACAAAUUCUCGACUAAAUUAAAAAUGGCUCCAAUCACAGUUGGUGACGUCAUCCCAGAUGGUAUUGUAUCUUACUUCGAUGAGCAAGAUCAGAUGCAGAGCGUUUCAGUGCACUCACUUGCUAAGGGCAAGAAAGUCAUUCUCUUCGCCGUUCCUGGUGCUUUCACUCCCACUUGCAGCACUAAGCAUGUGCCUGGGUUUAUUGAGAAGGCUGAUGAGUUGAAGUCAAAGGGCGUGGAUGAAAUCCUCUGCAUCAGUGUCAAUGACCCCUUUGUGAUGAAGGCCUGGGCAAAAACUUAUCCCGAGAACAAACAUGUAAAAUUCCUUGCUGAUGGAGCUGGAAAGUACACCCAUUCCCUGGGGCUGGAGCUUGAUCUGUCGGAAAAGGGGCUUGGCGUUCGAUCACGAAGGUAUGCUCUUUUGGUUGAUGACCUUAAGGUGAAAGUUGCUAACAUUGAAUCUGGAGGGGAGUUCACGGUCUCCGGUGCUGAUGAAAUCCUCAAGGCUCUUUAAGUUUGUUACUGCCUCCGACGUGUUCUGUCUCUAUACUGAACUUCUGGAAUGUAUGCCAAUAAUGUUUUUGGUGUUAUAUUUACUCGCUUCUGUUCCGUAAUAUCAUACUUCGUGUGAAUGCUUUUUGGAAAUAAAAUCUGCUUGUGCAUGGAUUACCUGCU